AUGCCGCUGGCACAACAUAAUGUCUCUGAAACCAUUAUGACACACACGCCUGUGACAAACUGUCAGCCAAUCAAUAACGUCUGCUUUAUUAAAACCCGAAAAACCGGAAGUACGACAUUAUCAUCGAUAAUCAACCGUUGGGGAGUGAACAACAAUCUAUCGUUUGCUGUGAUGAAAACAAACAAAUUAAGCGGCCAUUUUAAUUCUCUUGUUUUCACAGACGACAGUCCCAAGUUGCACUUCUUGCCGCCUUUAAACGUCAAGCCUGGCGACUGGGACGCGUACAAGUAUAAUAUAAUGGCUGUGCACGUGCGUUACAAUAGGACGGCGUUUGAUAAAUUUAUGCUUCCUGGAAAUAAAUACAUCUCAAUUAUCCGAGAACCAGCAUCGCAAUAUGAAUCAGCGUUUAACUACUAUAAAAUCGCCUCGGUGGUUCAGACAUUUAACAAGAGCGUGCGAUACGAAGACACCAUGGAAGAGUUCAUGCGAUUACCAGAGUUUUAUUGGUCAAAGACAGUUGCUAAAUAUGGCCAACUGAUUUCUUUCUACACACGGAAUACUCAAAUAUAUGAUUUAGGACUUGAUCACAACACACACCAUAAUAUAUCCACGGUACUUAGUCAUAUAAAUAAGCUUAAAAAAGAACUAGAUUUGGUAUUACUUGUUGACUAUUUCGACGAAUCGAUUGUGCUUUUGAAAAAGCUUCUUUGCUGGACAUGGGACGACGUCGUUUAUUUGGCACGCAACGCAAGACCAGACGGCACUAGGAAAGAACUGUCCAUGGAAUUGAGACAGAAAGUGAUACAAUGGAACUCAGCUGAUCACCUGCUUUAUCAGGAAUUCAAUCGUACCCUCUGGGCAAAAGUCGCGGAAUAUGGACCGCAAUUUAAAGACGAUUUGGAGGAGCUCCGGUUUCGCAGAAAUAAGACCGAAACAGAGUGCGUGGGUAAAAAUAAGACGAUUGUAUUAGACGGGCGGAAGCAGGUGGUCUACAACAACGUCAUCAACCCACCUAACUAUUGUUACUUACUCACCAAGUUCAACAACGACAUUAUUCACCAAAUAAUGGAAAAACAGUCAAGUGGAUUUUAUCUCAAUAACACAAGUGGUAUUUAUACUUAUUUAUAUAUUAAACGUAUAUUGUGUACGGCAGUCAUUUGGGCAAUAGCAUACGUCUUACCCCCGCCCCAUGGAUUUUGGAUCAUCCACAAAAUCAUCCUGAGACCGUAA
Molecule: messenger RNA, 1230 nt
Organism: Saccoglossus kowalevskii
Lineage: Eukaryota; Metazoa; Hemichordata; Enteropneusta; Harrimaniidae
Biological process (GO): glycolipid biosynthetic process
Cellular component (GO): membrane
Molecular function (GO): galactosylceramide sulfotransferase activity
Source: RefSeq, a predicted model, not a curated record